UUGUUAAAUGCUUAAGAGAGCAUCAAGAACAAAGAAAAGUCAAAAGAAUGAGAUGAAAAUGGAAAGGACGUAUAGUUGUCGGGAUUUUUGUUGUCUAGAAAGAUUCUCGUUACAAGUUUUCAAACAUUUAACUAGAUGAUGCAGAACAUUCCCUAACAUGUUUUCCUGCCACAGGUUUGGUAACACUGCUUACUUGCAUAUAUCUGUGGCCUUCAUCCAGAUGCUCAAGGCCCUUAUGCCAGUGGCAACAUUUGUUGUGGCUGUGUUGUGUGGUACUGAUAAAUUAAGGUGGGACGUAUUCUCGAACAUGGUGCUGGUCAGUGUUGGAGUUGUCAUUUCCUCGUAUGGGGAAAUACAUUUUAAUGUGAUUGGUACAGUUUACCAGGUUACAGGCAUAUUUGCCGAAGCUUUGAGACUGGUCUUGACUCAAGUCCUUCUACAAAAGAAGGGCUUGACUCUAAACCCUAUCACAAGCUUAUAUUACAUAGCUCCCUGCAGCUUCGUCUUUCUGUUUGUACCCUGGUACUUUCUGGAAAAGCCUGGGAUGGAAAUCACCCAAAUUCAGUUCAAUUUCUGGAUCUUUUUCUCCAAUGCCGUUUGUGCACUAUUGUUGAACUUCUCGAUUUUCUUGGUAAUCGGUAGAACCGGAGCAGUGACCAUGCGAGUAGCUGGUGUUCUUAAAGAUUGGAUACUAAUAGCUCUUUCAACGGUUGUGUUUCCAGAAUCUAUGAUUACUGGUCUAAACAUUAUUGGCUAUGGCAUUGCAUUGUGUGGUGUAGUCCUGUACAACUAUUUGAAGGUCAAGGACGUUCGUGCAACUCAACUUGCUUCUGAAAUCAUUCCUGAAAGGAUUGUAAAGGAUUGGAAGAUAGAGAAGAAAUCCUCGGAUAUAUAUGUUCCUGAUGGAAGCAACAAUGAUGAAGGAAGUGGUACAUCUGAUUUUGCAGUGGAUGAAGAGGCACCCCUUGUUUCUUCGUCAAGGUUGUCUCAUAUUGGAAGAACACAGCAAAGCAAUCGCAACUUGUAAAACCUUGGCAAAAGGAAACAAAAGCUUUACACGAGCUCCUCGAUUUUGAAAGAUUUAUUUUUUAUUAUUACUUCCUUCAUGAGGGCAGUAUGCUUGUGUCAAAUUCUUCGUAGUGCGCGUAUAUUGAAAAAUAGAACGUAGUUUUAUGCACCCAAACUCGAUGUAUUUCUAUCUUCCAGGCACAAUUUUGAUUCCCAAUAUAAUUUAUUAACCAUACAA
Messenger RNA from Olea europaea var. sylvestris, 1246 nucleotides. Its product is annotated as probable sugar phosphate/phosphate translocator At3g17430. Bases 158 to 1027 code for a protein of 289 amino acids. Gene Ontology annotation, cellular component: endosome; trans-Golgi network; Golgi apparatus. The transcript has 5 exons. The record is from RefSeq and is a predicted model, not a curated record. Gene Ontology annotation, molecular function: antiporter activity. NCBI's taxonomy places the organism in Eukaryota, Viridiplantae, Streptophyta, Magnoliopsida, Lamiales, Oleaceae.